AUGAUUGUUAAUAAACUUCAAAGACCCGUCAGUUCAAAUUACCGUCAAAGUAUAGUAGUGCGUAAUUUUUUAUGUACAUCGGUGCGAAGACGGAGACAACUUUCUUUACCGCAAUUAUCACCGUAUUAUGUCAAUUUGCUUUUAAGAGAAAAUGAAUUCACCUAUACGUUUACCGAAGAAGAUUGUCCGGUUUAUGGUUACGAGUCAAAUCAAUUGGGCGCGAAUAAGCCAUGUGAAGAUGCAAGAGCCGAAGCUAGUUUCAUGCAUAAAAGUGCAUUUAUAUGCGGCAUUUUUGACGGACACCGAGGACCGGCUUGUUCACAAGCCAUAUCAAAACGUUUAAUGCACUAUAUCGCCGCCAGUAUAACCGAUCGUCAAUUGUUAAAAGAGCAAAUGCAACAACAUUGUGAUAGUCAAUCGUUUCUCAGGUCCUAUAACGAUAAGAUGGAUUUUGUGAGUGAUAUUAAGGAUCUUUAUGAAUAUAGUUUCAUUAAAUUCAUACAAAGGAUUUCGGUUCGGGAUCAAAGUGAAUGCUCGAAGGAAAUUCAAAAUGCUUUUUUAUGUUUGGAUAGCGAUCUGUCUAAAGAAGCUAUAAAUUGUCCCAAUGCGUGGACAAUGUCGGUAGCUAUGUCGGGUGCUACGGCUUGUAUAGCUUAUGUGGAAGGUAGGGAUCUGCAUCUAGCGAGUACGGGUGGUUGUACCGCUGUUUUAGGCAGUUACAAUCUCGAAAUAGAUGAAUGGGACGCGAAGGAGCUUACUACCUCACAUGAUAGCACCAAUCGUCGCGAAGUAACCCGCGUAUUAUCUCAACAUCCGCGAGAAGAACGGCAUACCGCCAUACAAAGUCAUCGUUUGUUGGGCGGCUUGCAAGUCUUACGUGCCCUAGGAAAUUUUCGGUAUAAAUGGUCGAACGAAACUAUGGAGAAAUAUAUUGUACCAGUUUAUGGUGAAGUUGCCAAACUGCCAUUUUAUUAUACGCCACCCUAUCUAACGGCUGAACCGGAAAUCAAACGUUACAAAUUAAUACCGAAUGAUAAGUUUUUAAUUAUGGCCAGCGAUGGACUUUGGAAUUUUCUAACACCUACAAAAGCUGUAAACAUAAUUGGCGAUCAUAUAACUUCAAAACAUAUCUCAGAUCCUGAUCGGAUAGCAGCCGAGGACAAGUCUUUGGAAUUUUUAGGUGACUUCUCCAUGAAUUCUUUUGAUCGGAAUGCUGCUACGCAUCUGUUACGUCAUGCACUGGGGGCAUCGGAAUAUGGCGUUGAACAUUCGAAAGUCUCCUUUUAUUUGUCGGUGCCUCAGAAUGUGGUGCGUCUCUUUCGCGACGACAUAACGAUAACCGUGAUUUAUUUUAAUAACGAUUGCAUUUCCGCCUUAACCCAUAACGAGUCAAGAUGCGUUUAA
Messenger RNA from Glossina fuscipes, 1404 nucleotides. RefSeq names its product pyruvate dehydrogenase [acetyl-transferring]-phosphatase 1, mitochondrial-like. Gene Ontology annotation, biological process: protein dephosphorylation. The coding region runs from base 1 to 1404 and encodes 467 amino acids. Gene Ontology annotation, molecular function: protein serine/threonine phosphatase activity. The record is from RefSeq and is a predicted model, not a curated record. The transcript has a single exon. NCBI's taxonomy places the organism in Eukaryota, Metazoa, Arthropoda, Insecta, Diptera, Glossinidae.